Triticum turgidum subsp. durum (durum wheat) is the source of this 2010-nucleotide messenger RNA. The record is from the annotation of a GenBank genome assembly. Lineage: Eukaryota; Viridiplantae; Streptophyta; Magnoliopsida; Poales; Poaceae.
AUGGCGGCAGCAAGAGUGCAGCCUCCGCUCAACCCACGAGCGGCGUCGCCUUCCACGGCAGUCCCCGCCUCCAACACUCAAAGCCUACAGAGCACGCCCAUCCACAGUUCCACCCCUUCCGUCCGCGCACUGUUCCUCCGCGCCGUGGACCCCUCCCGUCCUGCCUCCUGGUCCGCCGCCGUCGCCGACCUCCUUGCUUCCGGAGACGCCGUCGCCGCUCUGGCCACCUUUGCCGCCGCUCUCCGCGCUAACCCGGCCGCGCUCCUCCCGGCCCUUCCCCCCGCCUUCCGCGCAGCUGCCGCCGCCACCUCCCUCGCCGCCGGCCGCCAGCUACACCUCCUUGCCCUCCGUUCCGGCCUCUUUCCCUCUGACCCCUUCUCCGCCUCCGCUCUUCUCCACAUGUACAACCACUGCUGCCGCCCGCUCGACGCCCGUAAGGCGUUCGAUGAAAUUCCCAGCCCCAACCCCGUCAUUAUCACGGCCAUGUGCUCUGGCUACCUGCGAAACAAUCUAGUCUACCCCUCGCUUUCUCUCUUCCGCGACUUGCUCGCGUCUGGUUCUGCCAUGGCGGUGGACGAGGCGGCUGUGCUUGUGGCGUUCUCCUCGUCGGCCCGUGUCCCUGUCCGCGGAAUUACUGCUAGCCUUCAUGCGCUUAUUGUGAAGAUUGGCUUGGACGUGGAUGCUGGGGUGGUCAACACGAUGUUAGACGCUUAUGCCAAAGGCGGUGGUCGUGACCUGCCGGUUGCGAGGAAGGUGUUUGAUACCAUGGAGAAGGAUGUGGUGUCCUGGAAUACGAUGAUUGCGCUGUAUGCUCAGAAUGGGUUGUCGGCGGAGGCCCUGGAGCUGUAUGGCAAGAUGCUGAAUGUUGGUGGAGGCAUUAGGUACAAUGCUGUGACGUUCUCUGCUGUGUUACUGGCUUGCGCACAUGCUGGGACGAUACAGACUGGAAAACGCAUUCAUAAUCAGGUGGUAAGAAUGGGUUUGGAGGAAAAUACCUAUGUUGGAACUUCUGUAGUUGAUAUGUACAGCAAGUGCGGAAGAGUGGAAAUGGCAAGAAAGGCUUUCGGCAAAAUUAAGCAGAAGAAUGUCCUGUCAUGGUCUGCCAUGAUUACUGGUUAUGGUAUGCAUGGUCAUGGACAAGACGCCCUUGAAGUUUUCAAUGAGAUGUGCAGAUCGGGGCAAAACCCUAACUACAUAACUUUUAUCUCCGUUUUAGCUGCUUGCAGUCAUGCUGGUCUUUUAGAUAUGGGCCGUUAUUGGUACAAAACCAUGAGGAAUAAGUUUGGGAUUGAACCUGGAGUGGAACACUACGGAUGCAUGGUGGAUCUUCUUGGCCGUGCCGGUUGUCUUGAUGAGGCUUAUGGCCUCAUUAAAGAAAUGAAGGUUAAACCUGAUGCUGCUAUCUGGGGAGCUCUUCUUAGUGCAUGCCGAGUCCAGAAAAAUGUUGAGCUGGCAGAAAUUUCUGCGAAAAGAUUGUUUGAGUUAGAUGCGACCAACAGUGGGUACUAUGUUUUAUUGUCCAAUAUAUAUGCAGAAGCUGGAAUGUGGACAGAUGUGGAGAGAAUGAGAGUUCUGGUUAAAACAAGAGGAAUAGAAAAACCUCCAGGGUAUAGCUCAGUUGAAUUGAAAGGUAAAACCCAUGUGUUUUAUGUUGGCGACACGAGUCAUCCUCAGCACAAGGAGAUCUAUUCUUAUCUGGGGAAACUGCUUGAGAUAGCGCAAAAAGCAGGCUAUGUACCAAACACGGGUUCUGUUCAUCAUGAUUUGGAUGAAGAGGAGAAAGAAUCUGCGUUGCGCAUCCACAGUGAAAAGCUUGCUGUUGCUUUUGCUCUGAUGAACUCUGUCCCGGGUUCAGUAAUCCAUGUGAUAAAGAAUCUCCGGGUCUGUACUGAUUGCCAUGCAGUAAUCAAGUUUAUUUCCAAGUCCGCUGAACGAGAAAUUAUUGUUAGAGAUUUACAGCGCUUUCAUCAUUUUAAGGAUGGAUCAUGCUCUUGUGGAGAUUAUUGGUGA